Messenger RNA from Anopheles gambiae (African malaria mosquito), 11001 nucleotides. It is a transcript of the gene Rbfox1, whose product is annotated as AF4/FMR2 family member lilli. The transcript has 17 exons. NCBI's taxonomy places the organism in Eukaryota, Metazoa, Arthropoda, Insecta, Diptera, Culicidae. Gene Ontology annotation, cellular component: nucleus; cytoplasm. The record is from RefSeq and is a predicted model, not a curated record. Gene Ontology annotation, biological process: nervous system development; regulation of alternative mRNA splicing, via spliceosome. Gene Ontology annotation, molecular function: mRNA binding. Bases 1563 to 4646 code for a protein of 1027 amino acids.
CAGAUCUCUGCCUACCGUUGGCCACGCCAGUGCGGAACAGUGAACCCCUGCGUCACCGUGUGCGGUUUUAACAGUGCGACUCCAGUGUGUGUUUUCACCCCGUGCGUUUCCGGGAUGCAAAAUAUCCCGCGGUCUGUGGCGUGUGAAGUAAAUCCCCCGAAACAGCAAAAAUAAGCUCGAUAUUCUUAAUCUGUGAUUAAAAAGCAAGUGAGCGAUAUAAAACAAAAAAAAAGGCGAAUCAUUUCCAAGUGUCCAUUACUUAGUGCAAUUUGUGUACCGUCGACGAGUGUAAUAACACAACACUGUGAAAAAGAAAACAAGUGAAAAUUUAAAACCCCCUCCAUUAGCGGGCAAAAGGAGAUCGUUUGAGUGUUUAAGUGUGAAGCGUGUGAAAAGAAAGAGAGAAAGAUAGAGCACGAAAUAGGAAAGUGGUGGAAAAAAUAAUCCCAUUUUUCACACGCAACUCCAAAACUUUUUUUUUGGGGUGCUUGCAGAUUGAACCGUGAAAUAAUUAUCACCACCACCCAAAACAAAAGCUUUGUUUGGUGAGAUUUCUGGUCCACCCGUUCAGGACAUCGUACACCGUGGCGUAUUAUUAUUAUUAUUAUAUUCGGCUUUAAUUGGAUUAAAACCUCGCGGCCCAUCGUGCGCCUGUUUGAGGGCAAAGCCACCGGAACCGCGAGACAAACCUGCACCAGCGCCAGCCAGCCCGGACGGGAGCGCACCAUGUGGAUCGUCCAGUGUGGGGCGUAAGCAGUACACGGAUGCUGUACGGUGUGUAACCGACGCCCGAGCAACGGACCACGGGCGGCUGGGAAGCUUUCGCUUCUAUUUAUUUUUGCUUUCCACGCUCCACGUUCCCUACUCGCCCCUUGUUUUUCGUCGUGCGUGGUCGGAGCGUUGAGUAUGGAAGCGUUGUGAUUAUGGUACCGGCUGGUACGCCCGGAAAAAGGCCAGUGUGCAUCAAGCGUAAACAAAGCCCGAGUGUGGUACGAACAGCAGUGCGAACCGCUUUCCCCGUGAACCGUGAAUAUUGCUCCAGCUGGCGUGAGAGAAUCCUGCAUGUAAUCCUUGGAGAAGGCAGCAGGAAAAACGUAUACACAAGUUAGUACGGAUGCCCACGGGCAGGUCAUCCUUUAAAGGGAUGCGAUGAAAACUGUUGCCGAGAAAGCUACUCUAGCUCAAGCGCCGGCUCGGUUGAGCGCAUGGAAAUAAGUACGCUCGUCGGCCCGCAUACAAGCCAUGAUCCAUCGGUUGUUGCUUUGUGCAGGUGCUAGUGAACCAAAAACGCCAUCCCGUUUGAGUUGCAGUGUGCGUGCGUGUGUGUGAGUUUCUGUGCUAGUGUUGUGCAUUCAUCCACAUAAAAAAAGAAGCUUGUUGAUCAAGUAAAACUGAUUGCAAAUCCCUGCGAAACACAUUUGCUGCUGCUAGUUGUUGUGUGGUAAAAAGUGCACACUAACACUCCUCCCCGGGGACAUUCGGAACGGUGCUGCAUUUCAUAACUCCACCAUUCCUGCCUCCCUAUCGCCACCCAUCCAUCCCUUCAUUGUUUACGGCUUUCAAUGGUGAACCUCGUCGAGCAGACAGGCACAGACACGACGACGACGACGACGACGACGAAGCCACGAUCACCAUCGCCACCGGCCGAACCGGCGACAGAUGUGAGCAACCUCCAAACGAGCCUCUUUCCGUCGACUGUGCCAACGGUGGCCGAGGCGAACGCAGCCGACAGCCGGUUCCCACUGUUUCUGGACCAGCCGGCAAGCUCCAGCGCACCGGAUUCGGACAACGACGAUCGCAUACCCACCAACGACCCGGCCGGUGAUGAUGGUGACGAUGAUGAUGAUGAUCAGAGCGGCAAACGGACGUACCAAGACAGUGCACUAGAUAGGCCGCGAGAGACGCGCCGCGUUCGAUCGGCCAUUUCACCCGUGUUUCUUAACGGGGCGGUAAAAAAACGCUGCCUACACCCGCCACAAGCAACGAACGCAUUGGCCAGUGAGCCACUGCUGGUGCAGUCCGACGAAGAGCCAGCCCAGACGGGCUGCGAAGUGAACGGUGUUGACCGCGAGCCGCACCACGACAUGACAUCGACCGUUGCUGCCGUGACAGCGGCCGCCAAUAAAGCCGUCGCCGCACUGAUGCAGUACCGGCAGCAGCAACAGCAGCAGCAACAGCAGCAAUCACAACAAGCAUCAUCCACAAAUCAGAUGGUCCAGGGGAUGGGACCGUUUCCGGGCACGCCCGGGUUUCCACCGGGCGCCGCACAAACCGUCAGCACCGACAGUCUGUCCGUGCAGGUCGUCAAGGGUGCCACCGGAGCCGGCGGUGCUGGUAGUGCCGGAGGUGGUGGUGGUGGCGGUGGCGGUGGCGGCGGAGGAGGUGGAGCCGGCGCGUUAGAUCAACACUCGCUCAGCACGCUCAAGCAGCAGCAGGACCAUCUUACGCAGCAGCAGCAACAGCAGCAGCAGCAUCAGCAGCACGCAGCGGUGGCCGCGGCCGCCGCCGCAGCAGCAGCCGCCGCCGCCCAGAUGAAUGCAGCCGCCACGACGCAAACGUUGCGAAAUUCCGUCAGUCAAUUCAGCCCCUCGUCAGUAUUGGGCGCCCCGCCAGCCACCUCGAUAGCGGUUUCGCUGCCCCUAUCGCUGCCCUCCACGAUGGUGAGUGGGGCCGGCUCGGCGGGCAAUGGUGUCGGAGAUGGUAUGGCCGCCGUCAUGAACGCCAACGGUGGAUCACCGGGCGUCCCCACCAACGUCAACGCCAGCAGCAACGGGGGCGGCGCGGUGUCGGGUGGAGCCGGCGCUGGUGUCAACGGGAACCCGGCAGGCAGUGGUCCCAACGGUACCGUGGCGCUUUCGAACGGGAUUGAUCAACAGACUGUCAACAUGUCCGAGCUAAUGCAGCAAUCGGAGCAGGAAACAUCCAACAACGUAUCAAGUGCCAACACUGUGGACGCCGCCUCCUCGGUACUGAGCAGCGUCAGCAGCAACAACAGCAGCGGUGUCGCCAACCAAACGAAUGCCGCCAUCGCCAUCGCCGCCGCCGCCGCCGCCGCAGUCAAUUCGAUAAGCAGCAACACCAGCCCGAACAGUGCGAUCAACACGAGCAAUAGCGGCAACAACGGCAGCACGGUGAACGGCAGCAGUAGCGGCGGCAGCAUCGGCAGCAGUAUGGUCGUGACCGCUGCCGGACCGAUCGGCGCCGGCACUACGACCGUCGUGUCGGCCAUCCCACCCACCAUGACCUCUUCCGCGUCUGCGGUGGCGCUCGCCCAGCAGCAGCUUCACCAGCAGACGCUCCAAGCUCAACUGCAACAGCAGCAGCAGCAGCAGCAGCAGCAACUCAAUGGCCAACAAACGAACCAGCAGCAGCAGCAGGUGGUUGUCAGCAGUCAGCAGCAGUCACAGAGCGUGGCGGCGGCCGUCGCAGCACUGACCGACUCGAAAUCUCAACCAAAGCGACUACACGUGUCCAACAUACCCUUUCGCUUCCGCGAUCCGGACCUUCGAACAAUGUUCGGCCAAUUCGGCUCCAUACUAGACGUAGAGAUUAUCUUUAAUGAACGUGGCAGCAAGGGAUUCGGUUUUGUAACAUUCGCUAAUAGUAGCGAUGCGGAGCGAGCACGCGAACGUCUUCACGGCACUGUGGUUGAGGGACGCAAGAUUGAGGUCAAUAAUGCAACCGCACGAGUUCAAAGUAAAAAAGCUCCUGCUGUAUCAAGCGUGUUUCUGACGAAACAAGGCGCCGUCUCGGCCCCGUCACUGGCAGCCGUCUGCGUCCCGUGGCCCGAAGCAGGCAUACCGGCCCAUCCCGCACUGCUCCAUCAUCAGGCGCUCGCGCAGCAUCUUUCGCAUCACACACUGUCCCUACCGCACCAUCUCCACCACCAGCAACAGCAGCAGCAGCAACAGCAGCGACAUCCGGCGCUUGCCCUUCAUCUACCUCACCAAGGAGCGCCCCAGCUGACGCCCCACCCGAUGGCAUCGGUGAUCGCCGGGCUGGCCAGAAACGCGGCAACCCCGGCGAGACAUCCAUCGCUCGCCAACCUGCCCGGGCUGGCGAACGGUACGAACGCACCCGGUUCUACCGGUAGUGGGGGAGCCACGAGCGCAACCGGAAACCCCAGCGCUGCUGGUGCUGGUGCUGGUGGUGCUGCGGCUACCGGAAACAUAGGUCCAGCCGGAUUGCUUUCCAGCCACCCGGCAGCAGGAGCAGCAGCAGCAGCAACGUACGCCCAGCUGAAUGGUGCCGCUGCCGCCGCCUACCAGUCUGUGUACUUCGACCCGUAUCUGGCAGCAGCAACAGCGGAUCCCAACUAUCGCCUGCAGGCUGCUAAACCGGUGACGGAGGUUCAAGCACAACCUACCAUUUUGAACGCUGCUGCGCCGCUGCUGAAAACGCCACUGUCGCAAGCGCAGGCUCAGGCGCAGGCUUACUCCGCCGCCAGCUAUACGGCUGCAGCGGCACGGGCUGCCUAUGGGGCGGCCGCUGCUGCAGCGCAACCCACCGUGGCCGGCUACACCACCGUCGCUGGUUACGGACGUGCGGAGUAUCCCGAUCCAUACCUGGGACACGGUAUCGGACCCGUUCCUGGCUAUGCGGCAACAAUGUACCGAGGAGGAUACAACCGUUUUGCGCCAUACUAAGGUGCCCGCUGGCACCACUUACGCAUACAUAUACACACACACAGCUUCCUUACUGGCUCCAUGUAUGCAGCAGUUAAACGGAAAACAACAAAAACCCAACAAAAGAGCCAAAGCAAAAGGCGUGCGUGCUUCGUAAGCUUGAAAACGUGCGCUCCAACCCCCCACCCAACCCAAAUGCCCCACGGACAAGCGUGUUUGGAGGAAGAGAAGCUUCCUCCCCCCCUGUACACGAAAGCUAGUUGGAAAGGACACCGAGGAUAGCAGCCCCCCCUCUUCAACGCUUCCCUUCAUUUUCUCGGGUUGAUGUACAAAAGGACAAAAUUGGAAGUCGCUCUCUCUCCCUCUCAUCCACUUUGAGUUUGAUGAUUUCGUUGGAGUAGCUCCAUCUGCACAAUCAGACCGAACGACGACGUGUUUAAACUACAAGUUGCAUUGAUUUUGCCCCCUUCACUAUCCUCUUUUGGAACGUAGUAAGGAGAGAGGAAGAUGAAGGCAAAAAAAACGCACAACAAAACUCCAAAUGCAGCUAGCGGGGAGCGCAAAAGAAACAAACAAAAAGUAACAUCGAAACCAAAGCACAACAAUGGGAAGGUUUACGUAAGUAGUGGCCCCGUGCCCCGCUUUCCUUCUCCGUUUCAGGGAGAAACUAAUGCACGCACAGAAACAAACACACAUAAGCAUAAGCAUAAGCAAGGUGUAUCAUGAAGAACAUCCGCAAGAAAAGAACAAAAACCGCGUCUUCCCCAUUUGCGCAAACCGCGCAAGCCCUUGAAAAAGGUAUGCGCGCGCAUCAGUGCGGGCGUUCAGGAAGAGUGAGGUGUGUGAAGGAGGAGGAGGAGGAUGUGUGACUCAAAACUAUGCGAUUAGUGAUUACAGUGUGUGUGCGUUUUUGUUUUUUUUCGUCUAUAAUGUGUGUAUUUUGUAAGCAGUUAGUUUAGUAGUAAUAUUUGGUAUUGUUGUUUUGUUUACGCUUUUCUUUUCGUCGUGCGUGCGUGCGUGCGUGUCCUCUUUGAAAGCAGUAGAAUUAGUUUACCCCUCUCUCUUGUGGGUAUAUACAGAUACUAUGUUUCGUUUCGUUUUUCUUUUCCUUUGAAAUAACGAGCUUCUGUCUCUAUUUUCUUUCCUUUUUUUUUUUGGUCGCUGGAGUUAUAGUUACUCUCGCGUAAAGGCAGCUCUCUAAAAAAUGUGCAACCAAAAUGGCAAAAGAAACCCCCCAAUCGCCAUUGCAAAAACGAAAAAUCGUUCGAAUAAUCUCACAGACCGCUUUCUUUUUUUUGCUGAUAUUUUGAAACACCAAAGAAACGUGGCAACAAAUGCGCACACACACACACACGCACAAAUAUUAGUCGGCAAAGUGGCGCUUAUUAGUCCACACAAAUAUUAUCUCAAAACCAGGAAUCUCCUUUGAAUAUCUCUUUCUGUUGUUCUAACGAUGGUUUAUAUUAUAUUCGUCUUGUAUAGCCGGCAAGGUUUUGCCUCACUUUAAUUAAGUAACUGUGUGUGUAUGUGCUUUUUCUGUAUGAGUGUGCUUCUUUUCUACUUUUUUCUCUCGCUAAACUCUCUUUAGUUUACAAGUUUCGCUUGUAACUUUGAAGUGACGCUAAAAAAACGCUUCUAGUAAUACUCUGUUCGGCGCCAUAAAGGUUAGGUCGUGAGUUUCCUCCAUUUUCAAACACACACACAGGAAGAUAAAGUUUAGCUGUAAAAACAAAAGAAGCUCAAUUUCUACAAGAAAAACAAAAAACAAACUUCUCAAUCGAGUCAUCGACUCGCCUCCAACGAGAAUUAAGGGAAUACAGAUCCUCACGCACAACUACUAGUUCUCGUCGGUUCCUUUCCUCUUCGGUUUUCCGAUAGUUAUUACUGUGUGCUAGCAAUACACAAAAGGAAACAUGUGAUAAUGAGUACACCUGCCGCUUCCCCCCAAUACCAAUAUCGACACAUCUUCCGUAUUUAUUCUUCCAAUGAAAAAACUGAAAAAAAAAACAAGCAAAACCGCGCACAAUAGAACAAAAUGAUAUCAUCACGCACAGUAUACGUAGAACUUUGUUGUUUGCCUUUAGUAAUAUUAUAAAUGUCCUGUAGUUUUGAUUGUGUUUUCCCCAACCCCCAACCCCUCAAAACCAAUCACCUCGUUUUUUGCGCACCCAAAAACUCUAAGAUUAGAGUUGUUAGCUCUCGGUUGGCUUCCGAAAAUGUGCAAGUCUUGUGGCACAUGUCUUGCGCAUUUUGUGGACAAUACGCUUGCGAUACGCGUGUAAGAGUAAUGAAACGAGUCCUCCAGAACUAGUGUAGCCAUAGGUCCUUUACCAAAAAAAACAACUCAAAUUGUCGUCCGUACUACGACGAACGAUCACGAAUCAAGCGCUCAAGUGAACCGUUUAGUCAAACCUUUUGUGCAAAGGUGUGAUGCAGAUGCUCCUUUAACUACACAAAACACACGCGCGUAUCUAGAUAUAUGUGAAUGGCAGAAGGAACGCAGGAACAACACACGAUUUAGAGAUACUUUAGUGUUGUCCCCCGCCCGUACCCGUUGUAGCGUUGUAAGCGAAGGCGUGAAUCCCAAAGUUGUAGAAAAGCAAAAGGCUCAUUAACUCAAGCAGGAGAAAGCAAAGCGAAUGUAAAGGGUAUGAUAAUGAGAUGGUGUAGCGAAGGAAAGCAGCCGAAGUGGUGUAAUUUGGACAGAAAUCUGUCGUUUCUAAGAAACCCCAAAACCGCGCCAAUUCAAUGUAACACGCAAAGGAGUAGAGAGUAUAGUAUAUACAUACGAAGCUGUAUAUGUAAAAGAAAACCCCUCCCCUGCCCAAAAUUUCCCUUGCUCCUCCCCUCCCCUUUUUACGCACUCAUUUUCUGUGACUGUUUUGCAGGGAGCCAAAAAUGUCAAUGUGGUGUGUUUUUGUGUUUUGUUUGUGAAACUUCACUACCAAGCAGUGAAGGCGGCAUUCACAGUAUAAUUCAAAACACACACACACACGUGCACGCAGAAAGAAUAGAGAAUCCAAAAGCCAUUCAACGCGCCCCUUUUAGUGUAUUAGAGAGAGACAGCGAAGAACGAUACCGUAUAUGAUAGUAAAGUCUCUUUUUUGUGGAAGAGAAUGGGACGAAACGAAAAAUGGAGAGAAAAAAACAUGCAAGAAAAGUAAAGCACAAAGUAAACAAAACACACAACAAAAGGAGAAGUAAAGAAAAAGGAAGCAAAACAAAACGCCGAAACGAGAAGAAGAAAAACCGAGUUCGAGAGCAAACAAAACAAAACAAAACAAAACAAAGCACACUGAAACAAAUAUUGUCAAACAGCGUCUCUUAAAGGUGAACGCAGGCCAUAUUAAUCAUUAGUCGGCAGGCGACAAAACAGCACACCAUGCAUCUCGGCGUCUCCCUCUACCCUCAUUCUCUAUCUCCUUCGCUCGGGGGGCUGGGAUCGUUCGGUGUUGUGGUUAUGCUGUUUGUGCCCGCAAUUAUCAUAUUUUGUUUUUAUUCUCUUUUUUAUUAACUUUACUAUUUUAUCGUAAUUUUAAGAUACAAAACAUACACACAAACAUGUGUGUGUGUGUGUGUAUUAGAUUUGUAAGUCACAAUUCUCUUUUCUUUUAGAGCGUAUUUGUGUAGCGUAUUCACGAGGAGAUGGAUCGCUUUUGUUAGUCAGCGUUUCAAAAUCCCUUCCCUUCUGAUCUUCUUCUCAAUCUCUCUUUCUCUCUCCUCUUUUUCUUAUUUUUUUAAUAUUUCAAACGAGCUUCUCAUAUCGGGCUGUUUAGAAGAAAAAAAAAACAAUGAAUUUCGCCACUAAAAUAAGCUUGUUUUUGUAUACAUCCAUCGCUAACAGUGUAAUUAGUUGAAACGAGCUUAAUGUAUUGUCGAGGGCAACCUUACAAUUUUGGUUUGAUUUGUGUACUGCUUUCGUAACAAAAACAAAAUCAAUAAUUACUAAUAGCAGUAGCAGUAGCCACCAAACGGCUUCAAACUAUUGCGGCUUCAAACCUUUCCGCCGCCCCCUUCCGCCGCAUCCCUUACCAAGCAUCACAUCUCGAUGGCGUGUUUGUGAAAGUAGCUUUAACAGCAGUACACCUACCAAGUUUUAGGCGCAACCGAAAACAAAACGCAAGGUGUGUGAAAAGGCAUCGUUUUUUCACUUCCCCCACUACCCCCUCGUUUUACCCGGGGGGGGGGGAAAGAAAUGGCUCAAAAACAAAGUAAAAACAUUAUUACCGUUUAGUAGUAGUAGAAGCAGUAGUAGUAGUAGUAGUAGUAGUAGUAGUAGUAGUAGAAGUAGUACAUCUACGCGCUGCUACACACUCUACUAGGCUGUAGGGAUGAAAAAUUAUAAAGACUUAUGCAACAACAAAAAAAGAAAUAAAAGAAAGAAAAGGGACAAAAGAAGAGUAGAAAAAAGAGGAGAAAACAAAACAAAAAAUCAUACAAAUUGAUUGCCACCGCCGCAUCCACCUAAUAAUAACUUCCUUCCCUAUUCAUUCACUUCUCCCCCGUGGUUCUGUGUAAUAGUAAUAAUAAUAUUAAUAAUGAUAAAAAAUAAUAAUAAUAAUGAUAAUUAUAAUAGUAAUGCAUAGUCUUUGCUUGCGUGCAAGGGAAGAGGAGAGAGUGAAGAAAACACAAAAGAAACAACAAACAAAAAGAAUCGAUAUAUUGAAAUAUAAUGAAGAUUAUCUCAGAAAGAAUGCACACAAACACACAAGACAUAAAUAACAAAAAGAAAGAAGAACCCAAAACCAAGAAAACAUAAAGCAAAUCUUAGUAGCAGCACACCAUUUGGGAAGUAAGGAGAAGGAGAAGGAGAAGGAAGAUUGGAAGGAAGAGAAGAGAAAGAAAAGGAAGGUGAUAGAACACUGAAACAACAACAGAAAACGUGAAAGAACAACAGUAAAGAAGAUCGCUCUCUGCUCUGCUCUGCUAUCAUACGCCACACAACCACACAAUGGAAAGGCAGGGGGCAGAGAAGAAACGAUAAAUUUUAAGAAGAUUAAAACAUACACAACCACACGAGAGCGAGAUGGGGCAAAACUGCAUCAUUCACUCUCGUUUUCGCCAAAUUAUUAUUAUUAAUGGAAAAGAGAAGAAAAGAAAAGAAGAGAAACACAAACAACACUACACACCUACACACACACACACGAUGAUAAACAACAUGCAAAUACACGAAACAGCAAAUGCGCAUAAAACAAAAAAAAAGGUAUAUAAAUUUAUUCUUACUCAAUAGUGUUUAAAUGGUGAAAAAUAGGGCAUUUCUGGUAAAAGUAGACAAGGCAAACAGGAACAGAAAACAAACACGGGGAAAAAAUUGGUUGCAAAUCUGACAACAGCAAAAAACUGUGAAAAUGCAGUUAAUCAAGGAGAAAGGAGAAAACAACAACACAAGAAGAAUGGGUGUGUGUGUGGGAAGAAGAAUGUGGGCUUUCAAUUUUGGUUUAAACUUUCACAACAAGAUAACAAAAAACAACAGAUGGAAGCUAAAUGAAAUUAUGAACAAAACAAGGAGAAAAGAUAAAACAAAACUAGAGAAAAGAAUAAAAAAACCAACAACAGCAAAAGCAAAGUUAAUCGAAACUACAUUAAACAGAUGAAUGAACUCGUAAAGAGAAAUAGAACCAACUGCAAAACCAAAACCACAAUAAACAAGAAAGUAAGCACACUGUAGAACGCCACCAGGUCAAUGUAGAGUUACAACUAGCUGCCAUCUUCCCUACUCUAUGGAGAGUGAAGAAAGAGUUUUUUAAUUUGCCCCUUAAAGACACACACAACCACACACAAACCCACAGUUUUAGAAGAAGAAAAAAGUGAAGCAAAAAGAACGAUGAAAAUGCACCCCCACCACCACUUCACUUCACCCACUUCAUAAACAACAACAAAAAAAUGGUAGCAAAGAGCAGUAAAUGCAGUAAUAGUGUAAGUAAGUGAAGCUAAAACAAAAACAAAAGAAAUCCGUAAAAAGAAAGUCCAAACAAAUAAAAGAAAUACAAACAAAUGAAAAAAAAGGAACGCAACAACACCAAGAUAAUGUUCAAUAGGAAAAGCAUAAACAAACAUAGUGCAAGGCAAAGAGGCGGUAGAAGAAGCAUGCAAGAUAGAAGGAUAGAAGGUAAGGCGGUAAAAUACUUGCAACUAGAAACUUUAAAACCAAAAAUGAAAAUGCUAAAACACAAACAGUAGGGAUGAGAUACAACAAAAAAAAGAAAAACAACCAGUUUGUUCUGUAAACACAAAUACACACAUACACACAUACAGCAGGAACAUACGAUACGCACACACACAUGCAUACAGACGUACACAGAGAAAACAUACACACAACAUUUCACCAACAUCAUAUUCUUCUUUUUUUUGUAAUAAAAUUUUCAUAAAAUGCCAA